CGGAGUGCCUCGACUUCUCCUCCUCCUCCUUCUGGCCCUCAGUGGCUGUCGCAAUGUGUGGCGGGAAGGAGCGCGUCGACUGCUUCCUGGCGCAGCUGGAGAAGCGAGGCGUGAAUCCCGCCCAACUCGCCAAACUUCCCGCUUACCAGAAGCUGAUCAAGAAACGAGCGACGUACCUCGACGAGAAUGAAAAUAAUGGCUCGAAGAAGAAAAGGCCCAAAGAAACAGACGAUGAUGCGAAAGUCAGUACGUCGAGCAGUGACAGAUUUAUUCAGACACGUGGUGCGCUUUGCGGGGUCGUCGUUGGUGCUAUGGCGAUAGCGAUUGCUCUGAUCCAUUACUUUGAAUUGCACACGCAUCAUGGAUUCGCGAAAUUCUGGCUCCGUUGGGAAAACCUUGAUCUCCACGUGGAACAGUGCACCAUCGAAAUGCCGCCAUCAGUACAGGAUGUGUUCAGACCACCGGUAGAAUGUGACAUGUGCCACCAAGUGACCCACGUAGAGAGAGUUCAUACGAUAACUCCAUCUGAGUUUGAAGAACGGUAUGCAUAUAGUGGCAGGCCAGUGGUUGUGACGGACGGACAGAAAAACUGGACAGCUCCACAGACAUUUUCAUUCCAGUUCUUCAAGUCUAUCUACGCCGAUGAUUCUCCCGUUCUGGAGAACUUCGAGAAGGACUGCCAGUUCUUCCCUUACCAGACAGAGUUCAAGAAUCUCAGACACGUUUUCAACAUGUCAGAGCAAAGGGCCAAUAUGCGCGGUGACCCUUGGUACAUUGGAUGGAGCAACUGCGACUCCACGGCAGCGAACACACUCCGGGGGCAUUACGAGCGUCCUUACUUCCUGCCCCAGUCCGCCGAAUCCUCCAAGACAGACUGGAUCUUCAUCGGCACUCCCGGUUACGGCGCCCAUCUGCACAUCGACCACGUAGGGAACCCCUCCUGGCAAGCGCAGAUCAGAGGGAGGAAAUUGUGGACUCUGGAACCUCCGCCUGAGUGUUACUUCCACUGUGUUCCCAUGGAAGUCGUCGUCGAACCUGGAGAGAUAAUUGUACUAGACACAAAUAUCUGGUACCACAAGACGCUCAUCGUAUCGGAAGACCUCAGCAUCACAAUUGGAUCAGAAUACGACUAGUUUACAACAUGACAACAAUUACAACAAUCACAACAACACAAGCAGUGCAAGAAAAGUUUCGACGGUUGCUGUAUUACCGCUGAAGAAAUUUUUUAUAACAAACUAUAAAAGAAGACACCUCGGGGGAAUAAUUAAAUAAAAAUCCAAAAAUAUCCAAAGUAGUCAGUCUGGAAGCAAUUAAGCCUAGGUAAAAGUUCCAGAACUUCCAAAGCUGAAAAAAAAAUGUGGAAUGUGCUCAAACCAGAAAAAGACGCAAAAUUGAUCAAAUUGGUGAUAACUGAUGAAUAAGGUCAUAUGAAAAUUGGAAACGCUGAAUAAAAUUUAGACGUUAUUUUCGGCAAGAAUAAAAUAUCAAAACUUAGAAAAAAAAAAAAACUACAGGUAUUACGAAAAAAUUUGAAAAUAAAUUUGUUGAUUUAGAGAGUAAAUGGACUGAAAAGAUUAUACAGAGAAAUACAUAGCAUUGAGAAAUCUGAAAUUUAAAUAGAAAUAUUUUUCAGUACCGAGAGGAAGAUCCCCAUGAAGGUCUUUGUUAUCCACCAUUCUCAUCUCAAUUUUUCAACACUGUUUAAAUUAUUCCACGAGAAAUCAUUCUUCCGGACCGAAUUUUGGCGAUUUGGUGAAAUGACUUAUUUUAAAUGUGUGGACGCUGACAAAAUUAUAAAUAGAUAAUACGGCAUAUUACGUAAUGUUUUUUAAUGGCCCUUGGCCUGGUUAAUCAAAGGAAAAUAUGAUAUAUCUUAAGAGAGGAAAUGUAUAAGUUAAAAAGCCACUCAACACUGGACGUCAAAUUGGCAGCAUAUAUUAUUCGUGAACGUGAAUGUCAGUAUUCCAGGCCUUUUUAAGAGUACCGUAAUUGUUUCUGCGUGACACAUAAAAUAUUCUCAAAAUCAUUCGUAAAAGGCAAAUCAGGAGUAAAGUUUCUCUGAAAUAUGUACCGUACACGUUGGCCUUUUCCGCUCACGUUAACGAGGUUUUAUCACGCAAGUACGUUUACUGUCUACUUUUCGUAUUUUACUUUCAACCCUUUCCCAAAAUAGUUCAUUAUUCUCCUUGCAUUAACGUAAAUUUAAAAUUAUAGUUAUACAUUAUCAUUAUAGCGAUAUCAGUCAAGAACAACCGUUCGUGACCAUCAAGUCUAACACAGGUGUUGUGUUUUUAUUUGAAAACUUGGCAACGAAUAGCUUAAAGAUUUUUACAUAAAUGACAGAAAACGUCCUUAUGUCAAACCGGUUCACAACGUGUACAGCUGUACUCCGGUCUCAACUUGUUUACUGCAUAAACUUUAACUGUUGGUAUGUAUGCUGAUUCUCUGCAUCAUUUAUCGUGCAAAUGUUAUCCGUUCUCAUGAUGAAUCAAAGGUAAUUUAUGUGUAAAUAAAUGAGAAAUCAAUACAAUUAGGUUAUGAAAUGUUUAGUAGCUGUUAUGUGUAAUGUGUAUAUUUUUGCAUCAAUAAAAUGAC
This is a messenger RNA of Macrobrachium nipponense, 2595 nucleotides long. RefSeq names its product bifunctional arginine demethylase and lysyl-hydroxylase JMJD6-like. The record is from RefSeq and is a predicted model, not a curated record. The coding region runs from base 54 to 1133 and encodes 359 amino acids. Gene Ontology annotation, molecular function: 2-oxoglutarate-dependent dioxygenase activity. The transcript has 6 exons. Lineage: Eukaryota; Metazoa; Arthropoda; Malacostraca; Decapoda; Palaemonidae.